CCCCGUUCUACUUCGGCCCACAAUUUAUACCCAAAAGGAAAAAGAAGCCUUUUCCUCUACCGUAUUUGUAAUCGUCUCUCUUGCGAUUUUCUCUCGCGAAGUCCUGCCUUUUCAUCUCUCGCCCACCGCCAGCCGGCUAUUCCUCUUCGGACACCACCAUGAAGAGUAUACUGGCAAUUACGGAUGACGCCAUUCUGGCUACAAGCAUUGUUAUUAAUGUUUUACAAGAGCUUGGGAAUGAAUAUGUUGGGAACUGUGAUUCACAAAUAAUCACUCAAGCCUUUUCUCUAAAUAAGUUGCCACUUGGAGCAUCAUCCAUGGAUGCUGUCGUUUCUAUUUGUAGAUCUGAUUUUCCAAGUGAUCAGUUGUGUGAGGAGAUCUCAAGAGUUUUGAAGUCUGAUGGGAUAAUCCUUAUUCACAAGACUUCACAGUCCGUUGCAGUUGAGAAAGAUGAGUCCCCUGCCAUGGUGAGUAGAUUACUUUUGGCCGGCUUUCUUGAAGCUCAAGUAACAGAAAAGAAAUCAGUUUCUCCAUCUGAUGUAGAGAAUGUCGUGAUAAGAGCCAAAAAGCCUUCUUGGAAGAUUGGCUCCUCUUUUGCUAUUAAGAAGCCUGCAAAAAGUUUACCAAAGAUUCAGCUUGAUGAUGAUUCUGAUUUGAUCGAUGAAGAUAGUUUAUUAACUGAGGAGGAUUUGAAGAAACCCCAGCUACCAUCAGUUGGUGAUUGUGAAGUUGGCAGCACAAGGAAAGCUUGCAAGAACUGCACUUGUGGUAGGGCCGAAGCAGAGGAGAAAGUAGAAAAACUGGGAUUGACUUCAGAUCUGUUGGAAAAUCCUCAAUCUGCAUGUGGCAAUUGUGGACUGGGAGAUGCUUUUCGGUGCAGUACGUGCCCAUACAAGGGUCUACCAGCAUUUAAACUUGGGGAGAAGGUGUCACUACCUGGGAAUUUCCUUGCUGCUGAUAUAUGAUGUUCUUUCAUUACUUUUGACCUAUAUUGGGAAUUUCCCUGGUCGAUUUAGCUAUACUGUGUAUUUUGACCAUCUGAUGAAUGGUCUGGUCAAAUGGACAAUUGUAUACCUACAAUCCGUACUAACUCAUUGGUCUUCUACUACUUGAAGGAGAAAUAUAAUUGAGGAGGCAAAACUAGUUUUAGUUCCA
Molecule: messenger RNA, 1155 nt
Organism: Benincasa hispida (wax gourd)
Lineage: Eukaryota; Viridiplantae; Streptophyta; Magnoliopsida; Cucurbitales; Cucurbitaceae
Product: Cytokine-induced anti-apoptosis inhibitor 1, Fe-S biogenesi
Biological process (GO): iron-sulfur cluster assembly
Cellular component (GO): cytoplasm
Molecular function (GO): iron-sulfur cluster binding
Source: RefSeq, a predicted model, not a curated record